This is a messenger RNA of Phascolarctos cinereus (koala), 704 nucleotides long. RefSeq names its product parvalbumin beta-like. The record is from RefSeq and is a predicted model, not a curated record. Lineage: Eukaryota; Metazoa; Chordata; Mammalia; Diprotodontia; Phascolarctidae. Gene Ontology annotation, molecular function: calcium ion binding. Gene Ontology annotation, cellular component: cytoplasm.
CAAAGGGUUCCCUUGAAUACUUUCCCCCAUUCCCAGGGAAAGCUUCCUCAUCAGGGGGUGGAGUGUGUUUGCAUCCAUUAAAAGGAUAGCCAAGGAAACAUCAAGAUGAGCAUGACAGACAUCCUCUCCCCUGAGGAUAUCGAAGCAGCUCUGUCCAGCUGCAAAGCUGCUGGCAGCUUUGACUACAAGACUUUCUUCUCCAAGGUUGGCUUAUCUGGCAAGACUCCUGACCAGAUCAAGAAAGUUUUCAGUAUCCUUGACCAGGACAAAAGUGGAUUCAUAGAAGAAGAUGAGCUUCAGAACUUCCUGCAGAACUUUGCCCCCGAUGCCCGAGCUCUGACACCUGAUGAGACCAAGAUUUUUCUCACAGCUGGAGAUUCUGAUGGUGACGGCAAAAUUGGAGUGGAUGAAUUCCAAAGUAUGACGAAGUCAUAAAUGGCAUUAGACCAAAAGGCAACAUAUGGACUGACUUCAGAUUUUCUUCCAGUAAGCACCUCCUUGGCACAUCUUGGUACAUUUUUGUAUUUGUCACAUGCCAUUCUUAAAAUGUCUGUAUGUUGUUAAUUUCACAAAUGCUAUUGUUUUCGAGAUCUUGCAAUGUACAGGUGUUCAGGUCAUGUGGUGUUGUGUCUUAAUAGGGACACAGCCAGCAGUGUGACUAUCACCAGUCACACUGUUGAAGCUGUAGCUGGGAUAAGGGCAAA